Chondrus crispus (carragheen) is the source of this 471-nucleotide messenger RNA. The record is from the annotation of a RefSeq genome assembly. NCBI's taxonomy places the organism in Eukaryota, Rhodophyta, Florideophyceae, Gigartinales, Gigartinaceae.
AUGUCUCGUCGUAAUAUAGCAAAAAAAAGACUAGUUUUGCCUGAUCCAAUAUACAACAGUAAACUUAUUAGUAUGUUAACAGUACGUAUAUUAAAGAGUGGCAAAAAAGGGAUAGCUCAAAAGAUUAUAUAUGAAGCAUUAGAUAUUAUUAAGGAAAAAACAUCUAAUUAUCCUUUAGAAAUCUUAGAAAAAGCAAUUCGUAACUCUACUCCACUUGUAGAAGUUAAAGCAAGAAGAGUAGGAGGAUCAACAUAUCAAGUUCCUAUAGAAGUAAGAGCAUAUCGAGGGACAAACCUUGCUUUAAGAUGGCUAACUAAAUUUUCAAAUGAAAGAUCUGGCAAGAAUAUGUCUUUGAAGCUUGCGAAUGAAAUUAUAGAUGCUGCAAAUGAAAGUGGAAGUACUAUUCGUAAAAAAGAAGAAACUCAUAGAAUGGCUGAAGCUAAUAAAGCUUUUGCUCAUUAUAGAUAUUAA